AUGGCGACACCUUUCAACCAGGUUGUUGCUGGCUUCAGUCUAACGAACCGAUGGCUUCUCUACACCAGCUUCAUGCUCUCACCAGCGCAGUUUAUUUCCGGUAUCGGCAGCAACCUCCCUACUAACAUUGGCUUCCUUGCUUACAACUGGUACACUCAGAUCCAAUGGUACCGAGCAGUUAGGGAUAAGGAGCUACACGCGUUGUCGUUGCUACCCGUUCACUUCAAUCUGAUUUAUGCCGUUACGUACAUUGGUGGCGUGACUUCCGGCAACCUCUUCAUGGCAAUCAUCCUUGGUGCUGGGUCGGCAGGUGUUCUUAUACUUAAUACAGUCUCUGCGUGGGUUAGCUGGUCAACAAACCAACCAGAAGGCUUCGACGAAUACCAAUUUUUCUUCUUUGGCUGGCGCAUUCUGACAGGAGGCUGGCACAAAUUCAUCCUUGUUUGGCAGAUUGGUGAUUCGAUAUUCACAUGCGCGAGCGUCCUCAUAGCCAUCUACGCGGCGAUACAAUCGGUGUUCAUGGACGACGAUGAAUCUGCUUCGACAUUUAUUCCGUGGCGAGGCAAGUCAACCAACGACAUUUCCAAAUACAAGUAUCCUGUCAUUCUGGUCGGUGCGGCAGUCAUGAUGGUUGGGGGGUGGCCACUCAUCCUGUGGACGGAACUGAUUGUGCAACGGAACCAUAUUGAGUCUGAUACUGACAUGGUGGCCGUGUGGCUGUUCGUUGUUCAAGUUGUUGCCAUGAUAUUGCCGAGCGUUGACAGCGUUUGGGCAUUUAUAUGGUGUGCUUGGAGGCGCAAAAAAUGA
This is a messenger RNA of Metarhizium acridum CQMa 102, 807 nucleotides long. NCBI's taxonomy places the organism in Eukaryota, Fungi, Ascomycota, Sordariomycetes, Hypocreales, Clavicipitaceae. The record is from RefSeq and is a predicted model, not a curated record.